Molecule: messenger RNA, 333 nt
Organism: Hansenula ciferrii
Lineage: Eukaryota; Fungi; Ascomycota; Saccharomycetes; Phaffomycetales; Wickerhamomycetaceae
Exons: 1
Coding region: 1-333 (110 amino acids)
Source: RefSeq, a predicted model, not a curated record
AUGGUGGACGAUAAGUUCAAUGCUGUUACAAAAACCAAGUUAAAACAUGGAAAAUCUAAGAGAUCACCAAAUGGGAAAAAUUCAGGUUCACCUCUUAAAACUUCACCUAUUUUAAAACCAAUUAUUAAUGGAGUUGAUCAAUAUCUUCAAGAUUUGAAUGAUUCAAGUUUCAUAUCAGAUUCGAAUAUUUCAACUGGUACAAGAUCAGAAAUAUCAUCAAAUUCAUUUUAUUCAGAUUUUGAAAGAUUAAGUCAAGCUUUUAAUUCAAGAGCUAAGAUUCAUUAUCAAUAUAUGGUUAAAUUAUUACCAAUUUUAAUAAUUUUUUUACCUUAA